GCAUCUUGUUUAUUUCAGGAGAAAUAACUGAAGAAACCAACUGGUUGAACCAACAGCUCUUUUAGUUAUGCCUCAAGAGCUCCUUAUAUGAGUCAUGGAAGCAGCGAUCAACAAAAGUUUUGAGAAUGUCACAAAUGAAGUAUGUCGAAAGGAGAAUCUUGCUGAAGAACCAAGAGGAAAAAUACAUCGGCAAAAUGAUAUUCUGGAAGCUUUGCAAGAGGUUAAAAGUCCCUCAGGGGGAGAAAUCAUAGAAAAUGCAAUGGAGAAACGAAAAGCUGAGAAGAACAGCAGCAAGGAAAAACAAAGUAAUGAUUUAGACAGGUUGAGCCUUAAACGAAAGUCAGAAAGUGAUGAAAAACCUCCUGUGAGAAAAGAGCCACGCCUGCCGGAGCCAGAAAACCAGCCCAUUGCAGUGUUUCUGUCUCACAUCCCCUUGAAGAACCUCAUAGAAGUAGAAUCAAAACUGGUCUACGUGGAUGAGGAAGAGGUUACCUAUGAGUUUCUGGAUCCACAGGAGACCACCAGUGCAGAAAUAAAAUGCCCGGGAGCCAUAAGCAUGGAUUCUCCAAUACCAUCUGAUGGGAGUGUUCUCCCACAGAUGGACAAAUGGCUUCACGUCUCUCUGAAGGAUGCCAGUGCUUGCUAUAGGCAGAAGAAAUAUGCUAUGGCUGCAGGACAAUUCAGAACAGCUCUUGAGCUCUGCAGCAAAGGCGCAGCUUUAGGAAAGCCUUUUGAAGCCUCUCCAAAAGAUAUCUCAAGCAUUGCCAGUUUUAUCGAAACAAAGCUUGUAAUCUGCUACUUGAAGAUGAGAAAGCCCGACCUUGCUCUGAAUCAUUCUCACAGGAGCAUUAUUCUAAAUCCAGCCUAUUUCCGUAACCACCUUCGUCAAGCUGCUGUGUUCCGAUGCUUAGAGAGAUAUUCCGAAGCUGCAAGGAGUGCCAUGGUCGCUGAUUACAUAUACUGGCUGUCUGGAGGAAAGGAGCAGCAUACCAGCAAGCUCAUCAAACUGUAUUGGCAGGCUAUGAUUGAGGAAGCCAUCACGCGAGCAGAAUGCUUCUCGGUGAUGUACACACCAUUUGCAACUAAAAUAAAGGCUGAAAAUAUAGACAAGCUGAAGGAAGGUUUUACCAAAAAGCAUCCCGAUUACGUGGAAUACAUCUAUACAGACCCUCAUGGACUACACACUUUGCCACAGACAGUUGACUGGUAUAGUCCUUCUCCACAGUCUUAUUUGUUGACACUGGGUUUCAGAAACAAAGAGGUCGGGAAGUUCCUAGAAAAGAUGUCUUGUAGGAAACUGCCAAGCUUCUCAGAGCACAAAGCCCCUUUUAGUCCUCUUACUAAAGAAGAGGCAGAGAGACACUUGGAGACCAUAGGAAAAAGAAUUUUGCCAAUAAUGGAUUUCAUUAGAGGCACCAAAUUAACUGAGAGUUUCUGUGCAUGUUCUGGCAUAAUAGAGAAACUGCAGCAUGCCAGCCUCCUUGGCCGAGUGCAUCGUGUCAAGGAGCAGACCCAAGUCAUCAAUCAAGGCAUGGCUGAGCUUGCUACCCUUCCCUACCUCCAAGAUAUCAGCCAGCAGGAUGCUGAACUGCUGCAGUCACUAAUGGCAGAUGCCACGGACACCCUCGAAGGAAGGAAAAGCGAUAAAGAGCGUGUCUGGAAUAAAAUUCAAAAGGUUGGAAUAAUAGAAGAUUUUUUAUACCAAUUAGAAGAUAGUUUCUUAAAGACCAAGAAACUCAGAACAGCGAGGCGGCAAAAAAUGAAAAUGAAGCGGCUCCAAAGUGAACAUCCAUGUUAGGCCAACUGGGGGGAAAGGCCCCCAUCCUGCACCAGAGAUGGCAAGAGGGUCAUUAAUAUUGCAGGAAUUUGACAGCUGGGACAACAAAGGCUGGCCUUCGAAUUAAUGAGGUAUCCCUUCCAUAUGGCUCCUCUUUAGUAAUAAGCUUCUGCACUUCAUUAGCCUCAUCUGACAGGAAUAAAUG
Molecule: messenger RNA, 1982 nt
Organism: Pogona vitticeps (central bearded dragon)
Lineage: Eukaryota; Metazoa; Chordata; Lepidosauria; Squamata; Agamidae
Source: RefSeq, a predicted model, not a curated record